Molecule: messenger RNA, 4550 nt
Organism: Ahaetulla prasina
Lineage: Eukaryota; Metazoa; Chordata; Lepidosauria; Squamata; Colubridae
Gene: PIDD1
Product: p53-induced death domain protein 1
Exons: 17
Coding region: 485-3151 (888 amino acids)
Biological process (GO): apoptotic process; signal transduction; DNA damage response
Molecular function (GO): protein binding
Source: RefSeq, a predicted model, not a curated record
UGAGAAGACUUGUGAAUGCAGGGAAGGAACGGGAGCAGCUCUUCGUUUAACAAAAAAAGUCCCGGGUCUUGAGAAAAAAAAUGAGGCUUCUGUCUGCAGCGAUGUGCAAACGUCAGACAAUCGUCCGCAACGGUUCCGCAUCCACACCACGCCUAUUUUCCUCCGUAAAAGUAGCGUGGCUUCUUUUUAAGCAACAGCGGGACGAAAUGACUUCAAAAGAACCGCAAAAUGACCUUGCAGGCAUUUUCACACAAGGUCUGGUUCUACUGUUUUAGGAUCAGCCUAGCAUUGAUCCAUUGGUUACAACAGGAAUUGACCAACCAGCUUAUUGUCUGAGCAUGACAUCAUGGCCCGAGAGAGAGCGACUAGCUCAAAGACACCCAACAAGCUUACAUGAGGCUGCCUCAUUCUUCCAUCUUUAAUGAUUUGUAGUACCAUUGGCAAGUCAGAACAUGCAUAGCCCAUGGUGAUAUAAAAUGAGAAGAUGACAGGACUGCCAGAGCCCGGGUACCCUCCAGGGGAGGGCACGUUGGAGACUGAGGCAUUUUCUAUUUCCUAUUUGGCUGGCAACCGAUUGAACCUGGAUGUCUAUCCUGAGAGCUGCCGCUUGUUCUUCAAGCUGCUGGAGAGCAGGAGAGAAGAAGUAGAGCAGGUGGAGUUCUUGAGGCUGAACUGCAAUGAGGACCUUAUCACUUCCACCCUGAGCAGCCUUCCUGCUUUGAGGGGCUUGAAAUCUCUUGUGCUCAAAGGUGGACACUCCAGAGAUGGCAUUGGUGCGUAUCAGAAAGGAUUGCUAACAUCUUUGCCACAAGAGUUUGGGCAGCUACAAUGCCUUGCUCAUCUAGAUCUCAGCUUCAACAGCUUCACCAUUUUACCUCCCUGCAUUACUAAGCUGGUCGGCCUCAGUUUUCUCUCAGUCAACUACAACAAUUUGCAGAGGCUGCCUGAGGACUUUGGCCAGCUUGCCAAGCUGACUUUUUUCUCUGCCAUGAAGAACCAGCUCAAAGGUUUGCCACAGAGCAUCGGGGGGCUGGCAGCAUUGCAGACACUGAACCUCUCUGAAAAUGCACUGGAAUCACUCCCUGAAGAGAUUGGGAACUUGCACAACUGCACUGAACUUGAUCUCUCUGGAAAUGAAUUAACAGGAAUACCCAGUUCUCUUGCCAAUUUACAGUCUCUGCAGCAGCUGCAUCUUCACAGCAAUCUUUUGACAACUGUUCCUGCCUCCCUUGCCUGCCUGCCUCACUUGUCCAGACUUGAUCUGCAGAAUAAUAGGCUUCGAAGCAUCCCUCCGGAGAUCCAGAGUUUUCCUUUUGUGCAUCUAAGGGGCAAUCCUCUAGGAGAACUGGAGGUGCCUCUGCAGUCAGAUGACUCUAGUACAGAAGAAUUGCAGAGAGUGUAUCUUAAACCUGAAAAAGACAGCUUUACUGUUACUCCUGAAGGCUGCCACGUUGUCUUGAAUUGUGGCAUACAGCUCCAUUUCCCACGGGGUGCUACAACUACUCUGGUAACUAUUCACUUCCAGAAACGCUCCCCUGACUCUCAUUGGGUAAAGCUAAAGCACCACGACAUCCUGCUAAGUGAAGUCCUGGAACUGCAGCCCCAUGGGAUUCAUUUCCAGCAGGAGGUGCGGAUCUGGAUGCCCUAUGUUUGUCCUCAUAUCCUGAAUGAACGUGAGCUCAUAAUUCGAACUUUUGAUGGACAGAAGUGGAGUGAUUUGAGAACCAGAGUGAAAUGCAAGAAACAAUUGGCUUGCUGCAACGUCUCUCACUUCUCCUGGUUUUUGGUUGUCUCACGCCUUGUGGAAAAUGAAUGCAAAGUCUGUCAGGAAGGGGGCUUGCUUUUUUCAACUGUUGAUCCCAACGUUAAAGUGACCUUUCCUCCUGGUGUGACCGAGGAGAUGAGGACAGUGAAGCUUCAGGUGCUUCCUGUAUCAACAAAGGACCUAAGAGAGAUCACUGGUGAUUCUGAAACAAUUGCCAGCCCUCUCCUCUGCCUCUCUCAAAGUUCCACUGUGGACUUUCUUCAGCCUGUUAAAAUUCAGCUUCCACUGCCUCCUGGUGUCACAGGUCUAACCUUGGAUCGUUCCAGAGUACAUUUGUUGCACAGUGACUGCGAUGCUCAGAACUGGAGUGACAUCACCGAUCAAGUGAUACUGGAGUUUACCCACAUCUAUGCCUUAUUUGAAGUAACACACUUCUCUUGGUAUUGGUUAUGGUGCACCACAAAAGCCUACAUCGGUGGCUUUGCUAAAGAAGUCUAUAAAAGAUUGCGCAUGUACCGGGUGAACUUCAUAGCACUGCAGAGAAAGAAAGAUCCAGAACAAGUCUUGCUCCAGUGCCUCCCAAAGCACAAAGUGGAUCCUGUUUUGAAAAAUCUCCAUGACCGAUAUCGAGGCCCUGAGCCAUCCGACAUUGUAGAGAUGUUUGAAGGGGAGCAGUUCUUUGCAGCUUUUGAACGGGGUAUCAGCAUUGACGCAGACCGGCCAGACUGUAUUGAUGGAAGGAUUUCAUUCAGCUUUUUCUCUCAUAUGAAAAAUAUGAAGGAAGUCUAUAUUACCUCUGAAAUGGACAGAAACAGCAAGGCUGUGAAAGGGCAGGUUUCCUUUUAUCGAGGAGAAGUUCCUGAGAGCAUUCCUGAAGAGAUUACGAGGAGGAGGAAGGGGCCCGAUUCUCACUGGCUAGCUACCUUGCCAAUCAAGCUACCUAAACUGAAAACUCAGGUAAACAAGCAGCCCACAACUCCAAAUGGCUUCUCUCUUCCUCCUUUGAAUUUGGGGAAUGCUGAAACUGGCUAUUUGACUCAGUCCAAUCUCCUUGGUAUUGCUGGACGCAUGGGAGCUGAAUGGAGACUCAUUGGCUUAAACCUGGGAUUGUCCUAUCAGCAGUUGGAACGGAUACAGUACAACAAUAGGGAAGAUCUCCGCACUCAGAUUCUAGACAUGCUCUUCUCCUGGGCUCAGCAAAAUGAAAAGAAGCCUGACUGCAUAGAUAAGCUGAUUAAGGCCAUGCAGGACAGUGGCCGCCAAGACAUAGCAGAUGAGAUCACCACCAUUAUUGGCCUGGGAAGGCAAAAAUAUACAGAGUCCAUCCAGAGAGUGGGCCUGCACCGGGAAAGUAGUACAGAAGAUUCUGCUAUUGUUACAGGAUAAUUGCUAGACAAUUAUGGAUUAGUCAAUAAAGUAGGAUUAAUCAAAUCCAGGCUAUUUCUUCUUCAAGAUUACUCGUACUAUCUAAUUAGUCCCUUUAGGUGUUUGCUGCCAACUAGCUUUGCUUCUGUGCCACCAGUGGCUUUUACUAGAUACUGGUAGGCAGCCAAUUGCAAGUUCAACUGGGAUAAGUUAGAUUCCCAGUUAAGUUUUACUGAAGUUUUACUUUUUUAAGGCAAAAAUGACCUUAAAAUACAUAAAGCAGAUCAGGGCACAAUGCUGCCUAUGGAAACUAAGAGUUUUGUCUUUGUUUGUUUGUUCCUUGUCUUCUUAGUCUCCCAAGUUUUUAAAGUGGCUCAACUGGGCUGUCUUAAGGAUGAUGCAAACUGCAUAUUUUAGAAGCAAACUGCAUAUUGUUCAUUUUUCAAUUGUUUCUUGAUAUGAUCCUUGGUUUUACUUCAGCACUUAAACUUAGAAGGGUAUCUUAUUUGGGGGAGUUAAGAGAAUAAUACACUGUACUAAAACUUUGGCUCCUUCCUCUCCUCAGUAGAUAGCUGUUCUUUUACUGAUACUGUGAUGGGGAAUCUCUGUCAUGUUUUAAGUUACCUUGCAGCAGAAUUUCUGAACAGUCAGGAACUAGGGCUCUGCUGGUGUGAUUUAACACAGUGGUCUCCCAUAAUUUGUUUCAUCCUUUUGGAUGUUAUCAUCUCUACUAAGAAAAGCUGGAUUUUGGCACCCAUAAGACUGAAUCAUUCUUGCACAUUUUAUUUUGCACCUAACCUAAUUUUGUCAGGUAUUUACAGGAAAAAAGGAGGGGCACUGAAUAAUUUGUUGUUGUUAAUUGCAAAGUUGUGUCCGACCAUCGCAACCCCAUGGACAACAUUCCUCCAGGCCUUCCUCUCCUCUACCAUCCUCUGGAGUCCAUUUAAGUUCACGCCUACUGCUUCAGUGACUCCAUCCAGCCACCUCAUUCUCUGUCGUCCCAUUCUUCUUUUGCCCUCAAUUGUUCCCAGCAUUAGGCUCUUCUCCAGGGAGUUCUUCCUUCUCAUUCUUCUAACUAAGCUAAACCAGCUACAGGUACCGGACCAGACUUGUAAGUGGAUCACAAGCUUCCUAACAAACAGGAAGCAGCAGGUGAAGCUAAGCAAGAUCACAUCAAAUACCUGUACAAUUAGCACAGGGGCCCCCCAAGGCUGUGUGCUCUCCCCACUUCUCUUCUCUCUGUAUACCAAUGACUGCAUCUCCAAUGAUCCAUCUGUUAAGCUACUGAAGUUCGCAGAUGACACAACAGUGAUUGGUCUCAUUCGAGACAAUGACGAAUCCACAUAUAGACGAGAGGUCGAACGACUAGCCUUGUGGUGCAACCAAAACAAUCUGGAACUGAACACACUCAAAACCGUAG